ACUCUUUUCGAUAUUAUAAAAUAAAAUUGGUUAUUUCUCUGUAUGUAUUGAAACUCUGAUACGCAGUGAUCAAAUUUAACAUGGGUAUGUUUGGUAUGCUUUAAUUCAAGAGAUAAAGUUAGUAUCUUGGUUUGUUAUGGAAAGUUUAAAGUGGGUGUAGAGAAAGAUUAUAUACAUGUUGAAGUUAGUAUCUUGAUUGAAAAUCUGGAUUUAGGGGCUUUUGAAAUUUGCAAGAUAUGGGCAAUGUUUGCUUUUGCUUGUCAGGAGAUCAUAUGAGGAGAUCUACUGGCGAAGAUUUAGAUAAGUAUUUUCCGAUUAGACCAGAAUGCCAGGCUGAUGUGCCAAAACCCCGUUUUAAGCCCCGGGUUGGAAAGACAUUGAGUGAAAGGAGAUGGAAUGCUGCUUUUACUAAAGACGGUCAUUUAGAAAUAGGAGGUGUACUAAGGAGGAUCCAAAGAGGGGGUAUUCAUCCUUCCAUAAAAGCAGCAGUUUGGGAGUUCUUGCUUGGUUGCUUUGAUCCCAACAGCACCUACGAGGAGAGAAAUGAGAUCAGGGAACGGCGAAGGGAGCAAUAUGCUGCGUGGAAAGCUGAAUGUACGAAGAUGGUUCCUAUGUUUGGUAGUGGAAAAUUCAUUACAACACCUAUAGUCACUGAAGACGGGGAACCUGUAGAGGGUGAAGAAGGGAACUUAAAUGGACCCAUGCCAGAUGUUGCUGGUGUAACAGAUAAAGAAGUGAUACAGUGGAAGCUUAGCUUGUCACAAAUAGGUUUGGAUGUCGCCCGCACCGAUCGUACUCUUGUGUUUUACGAAAGUGAAGCAAAUCAAGCUAAACUGUGGCAAGUUCUAGCUAUUUACUCUUGGGUGGAUAGUAAGAUUGGCUAUGUUCAAGGUAUGAAUGAUAUAUGCUCACCAAUGAUUAUUCUUUUGGAAAAUGAAGCAGAUGCCUUUUGGUGCUAUGAGCAUGCAAUGCGCAGAGUGAGAGAAAAUUUUAGGAGCAGCACAAGUUCUAUGGGAGUUCAAUCUCAACUGAGCACACUAUCACAAAUUAUGAAAGUUGUUGAUCCAAAGCUUCAUCAGCAUCUUGAGGAAUUGGAUGGCGGGGAGUAUCUUUUUGCAUUUCGUAUGCUGAUGGUACUAUUUCGGAGAGAGUUCUCGUUUUUAGAUUCCCUCUAUCUUUGGGAGGUUAUGUGGGCCAUGGAAUACAAUCCACACAUGUUCCAAUGUUACGAGAAGUCAGAAGAACCAGCUGUUGAGAAAGUUAACAGCAAGAUGCUUAAACAAUAUGGGAAAUUUGAGAGAAAGAAUGUGGAGACAGGGUCAGUGGAUCAUAAAAGUGAACUUGCUAUUUUUCUUGUUGCAAGUUUUCUUGAGACAAAGAAUAAGAAACUUUUGAAAGAGGCCAAGGGCCUUGAUGAUGUUGUCCAAAUUAUGGGUGACAUGACUGGAAAUGUGGACGCAAAAAAAGCAUUGAAUGAGGCACUGAAGAUCCACAAGAAAUAUAUCAAGGCGGCCAAAAAAUGACAGUCAUAUACAAAUAUUCUGGAAACUCCCUUCAAGCUCCCCUUUUCUCCCCGGGGAGGCUCCAUAGAAACCAGCAAUUCUUUUUUAGAUUUUUUCAUAUAUUCUUUUCUUUGUAGGCCUGCUUUGUAAAAUUUUAUGCAGGUCAUAUGUAGAGGGGUCAGCUUGGCUUGUAUGUAAAAUAUUGAAAGGAAGCACACUCGGUUUUCUGGUCAGCUUGUGUGUGUGAAUGUAUGUAGACAGUUUUGUACCUGAAAGAUGACAAUGAUUCCCCCUUAUUGCAUGUUUACAUGCUUGAGUAAAUGAGAACAUGAAAUGAAAUGGAAGUGCAUUUUGUAA
This is a messenger RNA of Daucus carota subsp. sativus, 1859 nucleotides long. Its product is annotated as rab GTPase-activating protein 22. Gene Ontology annotation, biological process: activation of GTPase activity. The transcript is spliced from 12 exons. NCBI's taxonomy places the organism in Eukaryota, Viridiplantae, Streptophyta, Magnoliopsida, Apiales, Apiaceae. Gene Ontology annotation, molecular function: GTPase activator activity. The coding region runs from base 237 to 1523 and encodes 428 amino acids. The record is from RefSeq and is a predicted model, not a curated record.